Messenger RNA from Orbicella faveolata, 1789 nucleotides. RefSeq names its product 60S ribosomal export protein NMD3-like. Gene Ontology annotation, molecular function: ribosomal large subunit binding. The record is from RefSeq and is a predicted model, not a curated record. Gene Ontology annotation, cellular component: nucleus; cytoplasm. Gene Ontology annotation, biological process: ribosomal large subunit export from nucleus. NCBI's taxonomy places the organism in Eukaryota, Metazoa, Cnidaria, Anthozoa, Scleractinia, Merulinidae.
GGUAGUUAAACUCGGCUCCAGGGCCUGGUCUCUGUUUGGCUUAAUGACGCUGCAUUGUGCAAUCCUACCCACAACUCCUAUCAAGCACCAAUCCAACAUGGAGUAUAUGGAAGCGAUUUCGUCUUCACAAGCACAACAAAGUCUGUGUUGUCAGUGUGGUGUAUUGACCACUCCGAACCCAUCCAACAUGUGCGUCGGUUGUCUCCGUUCUCAAGUUGAUAUCACCGAGGGAAUUCCCAAACAAAGUAAUUUAUACUUUUGCAAAUCGUGUGAAAGGUAUCUUCAGCCACCAAGCUUAUGGUUAGCAUGCGCAUUAGAAUCCAGAGAGCUUUUGUCACUUUGUUUAAAGAAGCUAAAAGGAUUGAACAAGGUUCGCUUGGUUGAUGCUGGGUUUGUGUGGACAGAGCCUCAUUCAAAAAGAAUCAAAGUAAAAUUGACUAUUCAGAAAGAGGUGGUAAAUUCCACAAUAUUACAGCAGGUGUUUGUGGUAGAAUUUGUUGUUCAGAAUCAGAUGUGCGAUGCUUGCCAUCGUCAAGCUGCUCAGGAUUACUGGAAGGCAGUUGUACAAGUCAGACAAAAGACAUCCCACAAGAAGACAUUCUUUUACCUGGAACAGCUGAUUUUAAAACACAAUGCACAUCAGAAAACUGUCAAAGUUAAGCAAGAAUCAGAUGGCGUGGACUUUUUCUAUGCAUCCAGAGCUGAUGCACGUAAGUUUGUGGAGUUUCUGCAGUCUGUUGUGCCUUGCAGGUAUAAGUCAUCUGAGAAGCUGAUCUCUCAUGAUGUGCACAACAACACUUACAACUACAAGUACACUUUCUCUGUGGAAAUUGUUCCUGUCUGCAGGGAAGAGGUUAUUUGUCUUCCUUUAAAAGUUUCAAGGUCCCUGGGAAACAUCAGUCAAAUUGUCAUGUGUACCCGUGUGAACACCAACCUACAGUUAAUGGAUCCAGCAACAUUACGAAUUGCAGACAUCACAGCAUCAAACUACUGGCGCUUGCCAUUUAAAAGCCUUGGCACAUACAAGCAACUUACAGAGUUUAUGGUGUUACAAAUUGAACCUGUUGAGUCACAGAAACCCUCUGCAUCGAUCAGUAAUCUGAGUCAAAAGCAUGUUUUGGCGGACGCGUGGGUUGCACGCAUGCAGGAUCUGGGAGUGAAUGACUGUCAGUACCACUGUCGCACACAUUUGGGUCACCUGCUGAAGACUGGUGACACAGCACUGGGAUUCGAUUUCACCAGUUCAAAUGUCAAUGAUGAGAACCUGAGCAGGAUGAACGCUGAACGAGUCCCAGAUGUGAUUUUGGUGAAGAAAUCCUAUGGUGAUAAAAAGAAACGACAUCGAAGAAGAAACUGGAAGUUGAAAGGUCUCGACAAAGACGUGACUGGAAUUGAUCAAGACAGCCUUGACGGGGAUUAUGAUGCGUUCCUGGGUGAUCUGGAAGAGGACAAGACUUACAGACAGCAUGUGAACAUCUAUGUCGAUCGUGAUCACAAGGGUGCAUCUGAAGACGACGAUGACGAGGCCCCACGUAUAAACCUCCAGGAGAUGUUAGAGGAUCUACACCUCGAAGAGCCAGAUUCAUCGUCCAGCGUGACCGAGACGGCAGCCAUGAUAACCGAAUAAGGCGGCUUGUCUAAUAAUCCAAUAAAAUAUUAAUUCAAAACACCGCAUUUUUAUUGACCUAGGUACUGUUAAUUCAAUUGGCGAUGAACCAUGUUUUAAGUCACGGUAACAUUUAAUGUAAUUUCUAGUGAGACGAAUUAAACUGGGGCUGGAUACAUUGAA